Messenger RNA from Ilyonectria robusta, 2029 nucleotides. RefSeq lists its product as uncharacterized. The record is from RefSeq and is a predicted model, not a curated record. The coding region runs from base 174 to 1703 and encodes 509 amino acids. The transcript has a single exon. NCBI's taxonomy places the organism in Eukaryota, Fungi, Ascomycota, Sordariomycetes, Hypocreales, Nectriaceae.
CGACACGGCAGUCAGGCUGAAUCAAUACCGCCAGCUGUACUGAUACGCCUUAUGACGAUGAAGCUGAGCGUUUUCAAAGACGACCAACUUUAUUCAUCAUGAAACAAAGCUCAGACUCACAGUCUGAUGACUACUUACAAAUCUAGCUGACUUAUCAUCGACUUGACGAAACCAUGAACGGCGCAUCACGCCCCUGCCAUACCUGCGUUGCAAGCCACAACCACAAUGGACGGCCUCAUAUUGUAGAGUCGGCCAUAUACAACCCCGAAGACGGGAAUUCGUACUGCUCACGGCAUCGAUGCACCCUUCCCGGCUGCACCAGGCCCCGGGAUGGCUUUUCAUUGUGGUGGUGCAAGAACGAGGACCACAAGUCGGGGGCGAUGGCUCCAUCUAAAGAUGCGUCCAACGGGACACCCAACGAUCCGCCCCAGCCCCAGGACUGGGUUUGCGGAACUUGUACCGUCCGCGUUGAAGAUCUAGACAUGGCAUACUCCACUGACGGACUGAUGUUUUACUCGCAGCACCGAUGCAGCGUCUUUGGCUGUGGUGAGUCCCGGUAUGACCUCACACCAUGGUGCAAACUACACCAGGACGCCAAGGGGCGAGAGGCUGCUGAUAACCCAGCACCCAGCCAAUCUUUGAGUAAUGCAGUGCGGAAAUGCCAGGUCUGCGACAUCCCCUUCACGGACAUGACCAACACCGUCCCGCAGGAUGGACCGGGUUGUUGCUCACGGCACCGAUGCAACCACCAGGGCUGCUACAAGCCGAGGGCUGGAAAUGCUGCCAUCUUCAACCUCCAUCGGUUCAAGCCCUUUGCGAGUGGAAGGCAAAUUUCUAACUUGGCCUGCGCGGAGCACAGCCCGCACACUCCGACGCCCAGCGCAACGCAGUCACAUUUUCGACGCUGCGAGGCCUGUGGCGCCUCCAUCAAGGACAUAAACCUGCCUGCCUUCCCGAGCGGAGUGUGUUAUUGCGCACCUCACCGAUGCACCCACCCCGGUUGUCCCAAGCCGCGAGUGGAAAUAUUUGGCGAACUCACCUGGUUUUGUGAGGAGGGCCAUUUGUCUACGCCAUUGUUGCCAUCCCAGCCAGGGACCCGAACAGCAACACCUCCACUUGUGUCACCGAUAUCACCGAAGCCACCAAAGCCCACGACACCUGAUCCUCCGCCUUGCGAAGCAUGCGUCAAUGCCAAAGCCAAAACAGGAUUCGAUAGCAAGUGCAGUCGACAUCGUUGUACAUGGCCUGGAUGCAGUUCCCCACGGGCUGAUUCCUGGCACUGCUCGUCUCAUCUGGGAUGGGAAGAUAUCAGGUUUCCUCCCAAGGCUACUCCCGUUGCUCCCACUCCUCCGACAAAGCAGAGGCAUUCACGUGUGCGAUCACUGCUCAACUGGAAGCCCCUCCUACGAAACCGUAAAGACAGCCGUUCAGACCCAGACACCUUACCUGAACCUCCGCCCCCUACUGAAACUGAGACGAAGGAGCCCCCAAUCAAACAGCCUCCAAGAUAUUCGACAAUAAUCCAGGAAGAAUGUACCACUCUACUCGAAAAGGAGCAGCACGAUGCGGGUUGGCAUCAGUGCCAUGCUACCGCCUGCCAAGACCGCGUUCUCAGCGAAGAAGUCUGGGUCUGCCAAAAGCAUCUAGAUCAAGGAUUUUACGACCCCGAUGACCCACCUGGUUUCAUGGACAGUCCUGUUUGACGAGACCGAUCUUUUGGAGUGGCCGGAAGGUUUAUCAUUUGUGGAUAUCAGGUGAUCGUAUUUUUGGUAGACGGAGAAGGAGUAGCAAGGUUACGACUCAACCGCUCGUCCUGCUUGAAGGAACACUAAAAUGCAACCUUCCUCGAUAUCCCUUGCGAGACCGACAACGGCGACAGAGCCGCCACCCUGCCAACGCGCGAGACCAUCGUGAGAACCUCGUUGGGAAGCAGCCACCAAAGUUUGUGCAGGCUUAGAGGCGCUCCUGCUCACAGUGUUGCGGAGAAUGGCCGACGUCGGAGAAUCAAGGUCGCGAUGUCUCCUGGUGU